CCAGUGGGGCCGGCGGGGCUGAGCGGGCCGUGCCCUCGGAGCGGGGAGAUGUUGCAGGGUCCGCCGGGCGCGGGGCACCCCAACGACCUGCCCGACCACGCUCCGCGGGUGCGCAGCGCCGUGGCCGAGCUGCGGCAGCGGGCGGAGGCAGAGCCCGGACAGCGCUGGGUGCAGCCCCUCUCCGAUGCCUUCCUGGUGCGGUUCCUGCGCGCCAGAGACUUCCACAUGGACCUGGCCUGGAGGUUAUUGAAGAAUUAUCAGAAGUGGAGAAUUGAAUGCCCAGAAAUAAGUGCAGAUUUACAACCAUCUUCUGUUCUUGGUCUUUUGCAAGCUGGCUAUCAUGGAGUCCUCAGAUCAAGAGACCCACAUGGAAGCAAAGUUCUAAUAUACAGAAUAGGACAAUGGGAUCCCAAUUUAUUUACUGCAUACGAUGUGUUUCGUGUAAGUCUCAUCACAUCUGAACUCAUUGUAAAGGAGAUUGAGACUCAGCGGAAUGGAGUCAAGGCUAUCUUUGAUCUUCAAGGCUGGCGAUUUGCUCAUGCGUUUCAAAUCAGCCCAGCAGUGGCCAAGAAAAUUGCUGCUGUUCUCACAGAUUCCUUCCCACUAAAAGUUCGAGGUAUCCACUUGAUUAAUGAGCCUUUAUUCUUCCACCCAGUCUUCGCUCUAAUUAAGCCUUUUCUCACUGAAAAAAUAAAGGAACGGGUGCAUAUGCAUGGAAAUAACUACAUGCAAAGUCUGACUGAACACUUCCCCAUCAGCAUUCUCCCACUGGAAUAUGGGGGGGAGGAAGUCUCCAUUGAAGAGCUGGCUAAAGAAUGGACUGACUUUAUAAUGGCAUCUGCAGAUUAUCUUCAGAGCAUUUCUCUGGUUGCACAGGAAUAACCUUAUUGCAGUAUUAUAUCCAUUCUUAAACAGUGAAAACGGAAAUAAGUUUAAUACGAAAAUAUUCAUUUGAACUUGAAAUUAUUGCGAAUGAAACCGGUGUAUCUUUGCAGGGCACUGAAUUUUAUAUUGGCUGCACUUUAUACUAACUGGAGUCUAUCAGUAUGUGUGUCUGAAGAGAUUAAUGAAUUCUACAUAUUCGUAGUGCUGUUUGUAGUUGAUUAAUUUGUAUGCCAGAAAGUUGAAGAAUGCACUGGAUAUCAGACUGAUACUGCUCCUGCUAAGUCUUUGGAGACAACUUAUUUGUAAUAAUGCAGUCCAGAACCUUACAAUUAGCUCUUGUAUCUUGGCUUGUCAAGACAACAGGAUAUAAAACAAAGAACAGAAUGUGGCUAGAGUAGAGUAGUUUGUUGCAGAAGUAUGGCUACGGGGCUAAUUUACAAGGAGAGAAGAGGCUGAUUUUUGGAUUGAUUCUCAGGGAAAAAGGCUAUUUUGUUAGUUUGUGUCAAAUUGAAAAUUAGUUAGCAAUAGUAAGACAUUUGCGUUAAUCUUUGUGCUGCUUGUGCAACUUCCCCUUUUGUGCUAAUUAACACAGUAUCUUCCAGUUUUAUAAAGGAAGCUGGGGAAAACACCAUGUACCUAUUCUUCAAAUGACAGUAUGAAUCAGGAAGAGGAACUGGUAAGAGAGCCCAAACAAACUUGAAAAUUCCUAUUUUCUUUCUUCAAAUUGAUGUUGUGUAUGGACAACUGUAAGAAACUCAGAUUACCACCUUUAAUUCUUACUGUAGAGGACUACAAAGGUCAAGAGCUUUCAGCUUGUUUGCAUUAUCUGUUUGUUUCAGAAGGUGAAAUAGGAUUUUCUGUGUGGAUCUGAACUUUAGAAAUACCUGCUACAUAGUUUAAGGGUUCUUUGAGGUCACUGAACCUCAGCAUAGGAGAUGCUGGAUGUCUUUAUUUUCAGAACAGUAAUUGACAACUUACCAUUCUAUUUGCUGUUAGGCACUGAAAGAAAUUAUUUUUAAUUUCUGUUAAGCCUUCUUUAUUUCUGUAGGGAUAAUGAAAAAAUCUCUAUAUACUUACUGGAAACCAGUUUCUGUUUUGUUUUGGUUUUCUAAGUGGCAUUAUUGAGAUAUGAACACUGUAUAUGUAAAAGCUGUCACUCACAUUACACAGAAGUAUCAUCCUGCAAUCCCCAGUAUCUAAUGAUCUAAAGUAUUAUUUUACUUUUCACUUAGCUUUUUCUUAAAAUCUCUGUUAGUACAACAACUGCUAGAGUCCAUUUACCCAGUUUUUAACUUUGUUUUGUAAUAAGCCAAGAGAUCUUUGCAUAAGCAGUAUAUAUUUAAGCAUUCCAUGAGUCUUCAUAUAAAUGAAUCUGUAACAAAUGCUUUGUUUCUCAGGUAGCUAUAAAUGAUAGCUUCAGUUAUUUUGGAAUCUUUAGCACAUUGGGAUGGUAUAUUCAUAUAUGCUUAGGGGAGAGAAAUUAUGCUAUCCUAUUAAGUCAGAAAUGUCUUAUUUUACAUUAUGACUAAUACUGAAUUAUUGUGAAAGUCAUUGGAAGUUAUUCUUUAUUAGCUAGAGGAAUAUCUAUGAAAGACACAUUAGAGCACUUGUAGUUUCUUCUGCUGUGGUAAGGUGCCAGAAAUUCUUAAAAAAAUGACAAAGCUGCUUACAUUUUUUUUUCUUUCAAUUCCAUGAUUUUCUCAAGUGUGUUUUUCGUUCUCUUCUUUCAUGGUAUAUUUGACAUGGAGCCUAAAUUUAAAUAAAUCUCUUCUAG
Molecule: messenger RNA, 2659 nt
Organism: Chiroxiphia lanceolata (lance-tailed manakin)
Lineage: Eukaryota; Metazoa; Chordata; Aves; Passeriformes; Pipridae
Gene: TTPA
Product: alpha tocopherol transfer protein
Exons: 5
Coding region: 49-882 (277 amino acids)
Cellular component (GO): membrane
Molecular function (GO): phosphatidylinositol bisphosphate binding
Source: RefSeq, a predicted model, not a curated record